AAAAUUUCUGUAUACUCAACGAUGCACCUCUUUAAUAGUAUGUGCACGACCCCUUGAUCUUACAGUUUCAGAUUUCUAUCCGCAGUUAGCAGCAUUGCUUACUCUCCUUUUCAUCAUCAUAAUAAACUUAGCAGUGGGAAUUCUACCACACGUGGACAACUUUGCUCAUAUUGGCGGAUUUGUCUCCGGAUUUCUUCUUGGAUUUUUUAUUUUUUAUUUUUGAUCCGCCCCCAGUUUAAAUGGCUUACCCAACGGAAUGCUCCCCCUGGAUGUGUUACUACUCCAGUUAAAUUGAAACACAAGACGUAUCAAUAUGUCUCAUGGGUCCUCUCUUUGAUACUAUUAAUUGUUGGGUAUACUCUUGACCUGGUUACUCUUUUUUGAGGGGUCAAUCUAAACAGUCAGUGUUCUUGGUGUCAUUAUUUGAGCAGUGUCCCUACGUCAAAAUGGAAUUGUAAGUCACAAAAUAUUUAUUGUUUGGCUUUGAGAAAUAUCAAGCAUUGAAAUCUCGUCAAGAUUAUAACUGCAUGUUCAAGUUUUGAUUCUCUUGGUAACGAUUUCAAGGCUUUGGUGUAUGAGUACAUGGAAAAAGGAAGCUUAGAGAAGUGGCUGCAACCACCGACUGAUAUUGAGGAAGCAAGAGAGGCACCCAAGAGUUUAAAUCUUUUGCAAAGGCUCAGCAUUUCCAUAGAUGUUGCUUGUGCUCUCGAUUAGUCGAUUAUCUUCAUAAUCACUCCGAAACACCGACAGUUCAUUGUGAUCUGAAACCAAGUGCUGUUCUUUUGGACAACAUGUCGACUGGACAUGUUUCUGACUUUGACUAGCAAGGUUCUCACAACUGACCAGUAUAAAAGCUUCAACAAAUCAGACAAGUUCCGCUGGAAUAACAGGAACGAUUGGUUAUGUGGUUUUAGAGUAUGGUAUGGGAAGUGAGGCGGUAAUAACUAACUGGAUAUGUCUACAGUUUUGAAAUUCUCUUGCAGGAGAUGUUUACAAGGAAGAGACCCACUGACAACGUGUUUAAUGGGGACUUAGACCUUCAUGUUACAAUUUUCAAUCAGUGCACUCGAGUCUUGAGUCCCCAUGAAGUUUAAAAAUUAAGAAAGCUUGAUCUCACUAGUAACUGUUACAAUUUUUAGAAAGGUUGCAUCCACAACAAGCUUUCUUGCAGUGGUACUUUAGGGGAACUAUGAGAAAAUCAGCAAUCUCACAGUCCAGCCCCCCAAAAAUGUAGACUUCAAAAUUUCCAUUCAUAGCUAGGGUCGCCUAGCAAGAUAACUUUCAUAUUGACAUCAACGUGACGUAUGAUAUAGCCAAAAUAUAGUAUUCCAUGUAUUUGUUUUUUUCAUUUUGGAUGGUUGCCAAAAGUCUUGGUCCUUGGCGUACCGAAAGUGCCUGACAAUGGGUCCCAGUAGUGGAAGUAAGCUAGUGAAGUCAUCUUAAAAAACUAGCCGAAGUUGUUAUCAUUUACUUGGACUUAUUCCUUUUCAUAUUUGAAUAUCAAGAACCAGAAACUGUGGUGUAAGUUCCUCGUAUGGUCCUAUCCUUCUAUAAAUUUCCUUGUCAAGCAACAAAUGGAACUCACCAAAUUCACAACUCAACACCCAUCUCUCUAUUUCUGUCUGCUUCUCUCUCUACUUAUAUAGUUAACCAGAUCAGGAAUGGGGGUUUUGGUUUUCAAAUUGAUCUUAAUAUACUUGCUUUUCAGUGCAGUGUUCGUUUGCUGUAGGAGCUCCCUGCAAUCGGGACUCCGAGAGAAUGCGACGGAUAGGCUGGCGCUGCUUGCCAUCAAAGCUCAAAUAAAGCAAGAUCUCCAUAAUUACAACGUGAUGAGCUCCUGGAACGAAUCCACGCACUUUUGGAUGUGGCAUGGUGUCACGUGCAGUCGACGACAUCGCCAAAGGGUCACUAAGCUGGACCUGCAAUCUCAAAAUCUGGUAGGGAAACUAUCCCCAAACAUAGGAAAUCUAAGUUUUCUAAGGGAGCUGUGGCUGCAAAGCAACAGCUUCAGUCAUGAUAUUCCUCCACAAAUUGGGAAUUUGCGUAGAUUGCGGGUAUUGCAAUUAGGCGCUAACUCGUUUAGUGGCAGUAUUCCACACAAUAUAUCAUAUUGCUUUGACCUUAUCCAUGUGAAUUUCUCUGGCAACAAGUUGGUGGGUAAAAUUCCUUCAGAAAUUGGAUUGCUGUCGAAACUGCAAAUUUUUUUAUCAUACAAUAAUAAUGUAACGGGACAGGUCCCUCCUUCCUUGGGGAACCUGUCGUCUCUCCAGGUACUAAGUCUUAAUGGUAAUAACUUGAUGGGAGACAUCCCCAGUUCUCUUGGCCAAUUGAAAAAAUUAACCUUCUUGGGAUUGGGGUUAAAUCAGUUGUCGGGUAGCAUCCCUUCCUCCGUUUAUAACCUCUCUUUGCUUGAUAUAUUUUUCGUGUCAAAUAACCAAAUUCAAGGGAGUAUUCCAUCAGAUAUUAGCAAAAGUCUUCCUAAUCUCGGAGUCUUCAGCGUCGCCUCAAACCAACUUACUGGGUCCAUUCCUCCCUCAAUAUCCAAUGUCACAAGUUUUAUUUCAUUUCAAGUUGGGGGUAACAACCUAAUCGGACAGGUACCGAAUCUCCAAAAGCUUCGCAACCUCCUGUAUUUCAGCAUUCAACUUAAUAAUCUUGGAAGCGGUAGAGAUGGCGACUUAAGUUUUCUCUCGGACUUGACCAAUGCCACCCAGUUACAAAGGUUGAUUAUUAGCAACAACAAUUUGGGAGGGACAUUGCCCAUGUCAAUAUCCAAUCUCUCAACCAAACUUGAAAUGUUUUGGGUUCAAAAUAACCAAAUAUAUGGAAGCAUCCCAUCUGGGAUAGGGAAUCUGGUGAGCUUGGAAUUGUUGUGCUUGGGAAAUAAUAGCUUCACAGGUAACAUCCCCUCUGACAUGGGUAAGCUUUCAAACCUUGGAGCAUUAGAAAUUUUCAUGAACAAAUUAUCAGGAAAUAUUCCGUCUUCCUUAAGAAAUUUAACCAAGUUAUUCCAUCUUAUGUUGCAUGGAAAUUAUCUUGAGGGCAGCAUUCCUUCAGGUCUGGGGGAAUGCCAUGGGUUGCAAUUGUUGUAUCUUUCUGAUAACCGUCUUAAUGGCACAAUACCCAAACAAGUUUUUAGACUCCCCUCCUUAUCGAUUUCUUUGGACUUGUCUAAUAACCUCUUCACAGGUUCCCUUCCCCCGGAGGUUGGGAAUUUCCGUAGUCUAAGUGAACUGUAUCUUUCUAAUAACAUGUUUUCUGGAGAACUCCCCAGUAGCCUUGGUGGUUGUGAGAGUUUAGAAGUCCUGCAUUUGCAAGGAAACUUCUUCAACGGGUCCAUUCCUUUGUCUUUGAGUUCAGUGAGAGGGGUUCGAGAUCUAGACCUUUCUCGCAAUAAUUUUUCAGGUGAAAUUCCACAUUUUUUGGAAGGCUUUAGAAUCCUGAAUAAUCUGAACUUAUCAUUCAAUCAAUUUUGGGGAGUGGUACCAACUGGAGGUGUUUUCAAAAAUGCUAGUGCUAUUUCAGUUGUUGGCAACAUUAAUCUGUGUAGCCCUGUUGCUAAUUUAAAGCUUCGCAAGUGCAAGUCUAAAGAGACCAAGAAACGAAGAUUGUCUCCUAGCUUGAAACUAAUACUCCCUUUAGUAUUUGGGCUUACUCUUCUAGGAAUGGCCAUGGUGUUCUCCUAUUUCUUUCUUUGCUCGUCAAGGAAGAAAAGGAAAGAAAUUUCAUUGAGCACUUUGGGGAACACUAUUUUGCAAGUGUCAUAUGCUGCUCUACUCAAAGCUACUGACGGGUUCUCAGAGGCUAAUUUAAUUGGUGCUGGUAGUUUUGGGUAUGUGUACAAAGGAGUUCUUCAUGACGAUGAUAAAGCUCAACUUGUUGCCGUAAAGGUGUUUAACUUGUUACGCCAUGGAGCUUCGAGGAGUUUCAUAGCCGAAUGUGAAGCUUUGAGAAAUAUUAGGCACCGAAAUCUCGUCAAGAUUAUGACCGUGUGUUCAAGUGUUGAUUUUCAUGGUCAUGAUUUCAAGGCUCUAGUUUAUGAGUUCAUGGACAAUGGGAGCUUAGAGGAGUGGCUGCAUCCACCUACUGGAACUGAAGAGUUAAGAGAUCAUGUACCCAAGAAGUUAAGUCUUCUUCAGAGGCUAGAAAUUGCCAUUGGUGUUGCUUGUGCACUGGAUUAUCUUCAUAAUCAUUGUGAAACGCCAAUAGUUCAUUGUGAUCUCAAGCCAAGCAACGUUCUCUUGGACAAGGAAUUGACUGGCCAUGUUUCUGACUUUGGAUUAGCAAGGUUUCUCUCACAAGUAACGAGUAAUGUUUCAACAAUUCAGAAUCAAACAAGUUCCGUUGGAAUAAGAGGAACGGUUGGUUAUGCAGCUCCAGAGUAUGGCAUAGGGAGUGAGGUGUCAACGAAUGGUGAUGUCUACAGCUUUGGCAUUCUCUUGUUGGAGAUGUUUACAGGGAAGAGACCCACUGACAACAUGUUUGGUGAUAGCUUGAACCUUCAUAAUUUUGUCAAGAUGGCUCUCCCCGAGCGAGUUACUGAGAUUGCAGAAGCACCACUUCUUCAAGGAGACACGAACAAGAAUCUGAAUCAAUGCAGUGCGAGAAUUCAUAGAGUUGAGGUGUGCUUGAAUUCAAUAUUUAGAAUUGGAAUUGCUUGUUCUGCUGAAUCUGCAACAGAUCGACUAAAGAAUAUCAAUGAUGCUGCAUCUGAGCUUCAUUCCAUUAGGAAUACUUUUCUUGGAUAGAAACUCUUUUUUAUGUGCUUUUGUGAUAGAGAAAUUUCGUGUGUUACCUGUGAAGUCUAGCUUUUAUGUUACCACAGUAGAUAUGGAAGUUUGCAACAUAAAUAAUCACCAAUGAGGUUCAUUGUGUGAAGAGUGUAUUACUACUUCUUGUACUUGGUAUUUUUGUGUAAUAUUCACAUAUAUUAAAAUCUAGUACGUAUCAUGAAAUUGUUGAAUA
Pyrus x bretschneideri (Chinese white pear) is the source of this 4965-nucleotide messenger RNA. RefSeq names its product probable LRR receptor-like serine/threonine-protein kinase At3g47570. Lineage: Eukaryota; Viridiplantae; Streptophyta; Magnoliopsida; Rosales; Rosaceae. Gene Ontology annotation, cellular component: plasma membrane. Gene Ontology annotation, molecular function: protein kinase activity; ATP binding; protein binding. Gene Ontology annotation, biological process: hormone-mediated signaling pathway; protein phosphorylation. The record is from RefSeq and is a predicted model, not a curated record. The coding region runs from base 1662 to 4748 and encodes 1028 amino acids. The transcript is spliced from 5 exons.